UUAAACAUUAUUUAAAAGGCAGAGUAACAAAGAGGCAGAGACAGAGAGAAAGAGAGAGAUCUUCCAUCUGCUUGUUCACUCCCCAAAUGGCUGCAGUAGGCAGAGCUGGACUGAUCUGAAGUCAGGAGCUUCUUCCUGGUUUCCAUGUGGGUGCAGGGGCCCAGGGACUUGGACCAUCUUCCACUGCUUUCCCAGAGAGCUGGAUCGGAAGUGGAGCAGUUGGGACUUGAAGCCUCACUUUUUUUUUCUUUUUAAAAAAAAGAUUUUUUUUUUUAUUUGAAACUCAGAGUUACAGAGAGAGGAGAGACAGAGAGAGAGAGGUCUUCCAUCUGCUGGUUCACUCCCCAAUUGGCCACAACGGCUGGAGCUGCCUCAAUCCGAAGCCAGGAGCCAGGAGCUUCUUCCGGGUCUUCCACGUGGGUGCAGGGGCCUAAGGCCUUGGGCCAUCUUCCACUGCCUUCCCAGGCCAUAGCAGAGCUGGAUAGGAAGUGGAGCAGCCGAACCGGCACCCACAUGGGAUGCCGGCGCUUCUGGCCAGACGUUAACCUGCUGCGCCACAGCGCCAGCCCCUCCACCACAUUUUUAAAAUAAUAUACAUUUUCAUGAACUUUUUGAACAUCCCUUGUUAUGUGUAGAUUUCAAAUAAUGUUUUUAGUUUUUUUAAAGUUAUUUAAUUUCAUCUACUUGGAAGACAGAGAUACUGUGAGAGUGAACUUCCAUCCACUGUUCACUUCUCAAAUGCCUGCAACAGCCAGGGCUGGACCAGGCCAAAGCCAGGAGCCAAGAGCUCUAUCCAGGUCUCCCAUAUGCAUCAUCUGACACCUCCCAGGCACAUUAGCAGGAAGCUGGUUAGGAAGCAGAGUAGCCACGACUGGAAUUAGCACUCCAGUACGGGAUGUGGGCACCCCAGGAGGCAGCUUAACCGUUAUGCCACAAUGCCUGCCUCUCCAAAAAAGAUAUUUUUGGCUCCAAAAUAAACAUUUUAAUUCAAUUUCCUUUUAAAAAAUAUUUUAUUUAUUUGAGAGAGUUACAGAGAGAGAGAUCGAUCUAUCUCCUAACCACUGGUUUAUUCCCCAAAUGGCCAAAAUGGCCAGGACUGGGCCAGGCCAAAGCCAGGAACUUUAUCCAGGUCUCCCAAGUGGGUAUAGGGGCCCAAAGAUUUGGGCCAUCUUCUGCUGCUUCCCUAGGCCGUUAGCUGGGAGCUGGGUGGAAAGUGGAGCAGCCGGGACUUGAACUGGUGCCCAUUUGGCAUGCAUGGCAGGCAGUGGCUUAACUGGCUACACCACAGUUUUCUAUAGACGUUUUUGAGGUGCUCGAAUGUCCUCUAGCGAACGUUAUCUCUGUAUAAUAUGCAUUCAUAUCGUCGCAUAGAGUUGUAUAUUCCUCUCUGCCAUGUAGCAAUCCCACUAUUCAUUGGUAACCAUUUGCAUAGUUUCCGAGGUUGUUUUCAGUUGUUGUAUGGGAGAGGCUUGUUUGAGACCCAUGGAGAAAGUCUGAAAUCCCCAUCGUCUAUGAGAAAGGGGAGAUGGCUAGGACUGUACAGGGUUUAAUGGGUGGGAGGAGGGAGCCUGACUGAGCUCUGUGGUUCCACGGGGGCUGCCAGCCUGUGUGCAGGUGCAGAGAGGACAGGGAGCCGGCUUGCCCCCGGGCUGGUUCUGCCAGGUGGGAGAGAGGCUGAGAUUACCAGCAGCAGGCAAGUACGAGGAUAGCAGCUGUGCAUCCGGGCUGGCGAGGAGGCAGUGCAGGGAAGGUAGGGACGAGGAGGUAGGAGGGAGCUGGCAGACAGAACGAAAGCAGAGGCGGACUGAGCUCUGUGCAGGGGGGCAUCUGUAAAAUUCCGGGCUGCAUCUCCAGUUCCUUGCAUGUGCCUUGCACAGCGUUGUCGUUCAGUGACUAGUUGAGCACAUGAAGGAUCCGAGGGACCAGAGGCCUCAGGUAAAAGGCAAGUGAGAUGGAGGCGAUGGAGAAAGCCUGAGAUUUGUCAGUGUGGCUGUGAUUUCGGAAAAGGGCAUUCCCGAGGCAGAUGAUAAGGCCCAGGGUUGAAGGGAAGAGAGGCCAGUGUGGGGUGGGCCAGCCCUGGAGUACAGAGGUUGCCCAUGGCGGGGUAUUUGUUACCCAGACUGCAAGGAGACAGUCGAGAGAGAACAGCUUUUCUCACACUAGUCCUUGGUCCUCUUGCUUCUGACUCUGUGUGCUGGGGGAGGGGGUCCGUGGCUUUGUUGGAAACGCAGACCCCUUGCUUGCCCUGGGCUUGGGGCGAAUGUAGCCAUGCAGCAACAGCAGUGAGCCUCAGGAGGCAGGAUGUUGAUGGGAUCCAGCAGCGUGCAACCCCUUGACGUCAGGGGGUGGGAUGCCUGGUGGACCUGGACAUGGUUGCCUGUACCCAGGCUGGAGGUGGACAAGGGCUGCACAAGGAAGAGAUACCCUGGGUGGGGAAGAGCUGGCGCCAAGGGAGCUCAGCACUGAGGGGCCGUGUGAGGCCAGGGGGAGGAGCCUCAGCCCUAAGAAGCCUCUUUGGCUGGGCAGUGGGGCAGUCCUGGGAUUGAGCACCUGCAGGUGUUAAGGGUAGGAGUGGCACAUGUGUCUGUGGGACUGUGGGCACCCAGGUCCUUCUCUGCACUCCUCUUGGAGCAGCCACAGACUUCAGCCUCCUCCUCUCUGCUCCCAGAGUCCCCGUGCCCAGUGGCCUGCUCUUCUACCCCCUUUAGCAUAGUCUCUCCACUUUGGCACCCCCAGCCCUUCCUUCCACUCUCUCAGCUCCCACCUGCCAUGCCUCGCACCCUUCCAGCUCUUCCCUCAGCGACCCUCAGCAGCCACUCUGAGCCCCUACUCUCACGGUCCCCAUACUGCCUGCACUCUGCCCCUUCCUCCCACCCUCCCUACUCAUUGCCUGCCCUUUACACGCAAUACUGACCCCAGCCGAGAAGACCCCCAUUAGUUCUCUCCCCGAGGGGAACCCUCAGGCACCCCUCCAGCCGGCCAGUUGAGCCAAGGCCUGGUGCCCCCCUAGUCCAGCGGGUCCCGCCCCAUCCCGGCCGGCUGAGUCAGGCGGCAGGAACUGGGCGGGGGGAGGCGCCGAGAGUAGCCGAAGCGGAGCCAGAGCCGCUGGGAGCGAGCACGGAGCCCAUCUGGGCCGGCGGGGUCGUGGGGGGCGAGCGCGGGGCAGGGGCCGUCCCAGACCUACCAUGAACUCCAAGAAGAAAGGGAGCCCCGCGCGGACUCAUUCCAUGAUGUCCCUGUCGGUGCGGCCGCAGCGCCGCCUGCUCAGCGCCCGGGUCAGUAGGAGCCAGUCCUUCGCCGGCGUCCUCGGCAGCCACGAACGGGGGCCCAGGAGCUUCCAGGUCUUCAGCCCUCCGGGGCCCCCCCGGAAGCCCCCCGCGCUCUCUCGCGUGUCCAGGAUGUUUUCUGUGGCUCACCCAGCUCCCAAGGUGCCGCAGCCCGAGCGGCUGGACCUGGUGUACGCGGCACUUAAGAGGGGCCUCACGGCCUACUUAGAAGUGCACCAGCAGGAGCAGGAGAAACUCCAGGGGCAGAUAAGGGAGUCCAAGAGGAAUUCGCGCCUGGGCUUCCUGUAUGACUUGGACAAGCAAGUCAAGUCCAUCGAACGCUUCCUGCGGCGACUGGAGUUCCACGCCAGCAAGAUUGACGAGCUCUAUGAGGCGUACUGCGUCCAGCGGCGCCUCCGGGAUGGUGCCUACAACAUGGUCCGUGCCUACAGCACUGGGUCCCCGGGCAGCCGAGAGGCUCGGGACAGUCUGGCAGAGGCCUCCCGGGGCCAUCGUGAGUACACAGAGAGCAUGUGUGUGCUGGAGGGCGAGUUGGAGGCACAGCUGGGCGAGUUUCAUCUCCGGAUGAAAGGGCUCGCUGGCUUCGCCAGGCUGUGUGUGGGCGACCAGUACGAGAUCUGCAUGAAAUACGGGCGUCAGCGCUGGAAACUCCGGGGCCGCAUAGAGGGCAGUGGAAAGCAGGUGUGGGACAGCGAGGAAACCGUCUUUCUUCCUCUGCUCACGGAAUUCCUGUCCAUCAAGGUGACAGAACUGAAGGGCCUGGCCAAUCACGUGGUUGUAGGCAGCGUCUCCUGCGAGACCAAGGACCUGUUUGCUGCCCUGCCCCAGGUUGUGGCUGUGGACAUCAAUGACCUUGGCACCAUCAAGCUCAGCCUGGAAGUCACAUGGAGCCCCUUCGACAAGGAUGACCAGCCCUCGGCUGCUUCUACUGUCAAUAAGGCCUCCACAGUCACCAAGCGCUUCUCUACCUAUAGCCAGAGCCCACCAGAUACUCCCUCACUUCGGGAGCAGGCCUUCUAUAACAUGCUCCGGAGGCAGGAAGAGCUGGAGAAUGGGACAGCAUGGUCCCUGUCAUCUGAAUCCUCGGACGACUCAUCCAGCCCCCAGCUCUCAGGCACUGCCCGCCACUCAUCAGCCCCCAGGCCCCUGGUGCAGCAGCCCGAGCCCUUACCCAUCCAGGUUGCCUUCCGAAGGCCUGAGACCCCCAGCUCUGGGCCCGUGGAUGAGGAGAGAGCCAUGGCCCCAGCUCUGGCCAAUGGGCAUGCCCCCUACAGCCGGACUCUGAGCCACAUCAGUGAGGCCAGUGUGGACGCUGCCUUGGCUGAGGUUUCAGUAGAGGUUGUGGGGCCAGAAAGCCCAGCCCAGGGACCGAGCCUGCCUGUACACCGAGAUCCCAUCUGUGAGGAGCACCCCAGCCCUCCUCUUCCUGCCCCAGACCCCGGCCAUUCUGCCACAAGCCCCACCCUCAGUGCUACAGGCCCUGCCUCCACACCUGCAGACGCUGCCCCAUCUGCACACCUGGACUCAGUUUCCAAAGCCACAGACUCCAGCCCUUCUGACUUGCCAGGCCCUAUCUGUGUCACUACAAGCUCCACCUCUAGUGCUGUAAGCCCUUCCCACAGUGCUGCAGGCCACACUCUCACUACUACAGGCUCCACCACUACAGGCCCUAGCCUGAAUACUGCAAGCCCCACUCACAGUACUGUAAGCCCCGCCCAUACCACUGCAAGCUCCACCUACACUACCACAAGCCCCACCCAGAACACCACUGUGUUAACUCUCACCACUGCGAAUCCUAACCCCAACACUACGGGCCCAGUCCAGACCCCUGCAAGCCCUGCCCACUCUGUUACAAACCCCACGCAGAGCACCACUGUGUUAACUCCUACCACUACAAGCCCCACGCCCAGUGCUAUGAGCCCAGUCCAGACCACCACAAGCCCCACCCAGAACACCACUGUGUUAACUCCCACCACUACAAGUCCCACCCUCAGUGCUAUGGGCCCAGUUCAGACCACCACAAGCCCCGCCCUUAUAACGUCAAGCCUUUCCACUUCUGCAGACCACACUACGCUCCCCAGCCCCUCUGCACCUGUGUGCCCCACCCUCUUAGGCACCCACCCCUUGCCCUGUAGCCAGCCCAUCUCUACUCCCAGUAUUCAGGCAGACUGCAUAGCCCCUAGCACCUCCUACCCAAGCGCAGCCUGUUCUGGUUGGAAACCCCUCGUGAGCCCUGCCCCCAACGUCCCAGAGCCCAUCUUGCAGAGCCCAAGCCCCCCUCCUUCACCCCAAACUCCUGCACUGCAGCAUUCAGAACCUCGCCUGGUCUCAGCUGCCCAGGACCCAGUCCCAGGGGCAGCUGGAGGGGCUGGGGAUAGGAGACUUGAGGAGGCCCUGGGGGCCCUCAUGGCUGCCCUGGAUGACUAUCGUGGCCAGUUCCCUGAGCUACAGGGCCUGGAACAGGAGGUGACCCGGCUGGAGAGUCUGCUUAUGCAGAGACAAGGCCUGACUCGCAGCCGGGCCUCCAGUCUCAGUAUCACUGUCGAGAACGCCCUGGAGAGCUUCAGCUUCCUCAAUGACGACGAAGAGGAAGACAGUAAUGGUCCUGGGGACAGGCCCCCAGGCAGCCUGGAGGCUGGGGCUGAGGACAGCCUAGACUCACCUAGCGCCCGCCCCCUCAGCACAGGGUGCCCAGCCCUGGACACUGCCUUGGUCCAGCACCUGUAUCACUGCAGUCGCCUCCUGCUGAAACUGGGCACGUUCGGGCCCCUGCGCUGCCAGGAGGCAUGGGCCCUGGAGCGGCUGCUGCGGGAGGCCCGCGUGCUUGAGGCAGUGUGUGAGCUCAGCAGGCUGUGGGACGUCCCCGUCACGUCUGCCCAGGAAGUGGUGCAGUUCUCCACCUCUCGACCUGGCUUCCUGACCUUCUGGGACCAGUGCACAGAGGGUCUCGGCCCCUUCAUCUGCCCCGUGGAGCGGGUGCUCCUUGCCUUCUGCAGCCAGCACGGUGCCCGCCUCUCCCUGCGGCAGCCAGGUUUAGCUGAGGCUGUGUGUGUGAAGUUCCUGGAGGACGCCCUGGGGCACAAGCUGCCCCGGAGGCCCCAGCCAGGCCCUGGCGAGCAGCUGACCAUCUUCCAAUUCUGGAGCUACGUCGAAACCUUGGACAGCCCCUCCAUGGAGGCCUAUGUGACCGAGACUGCUGAGGAAGUGUUACUCGUGCGGAAUCUGAACUCAGAUGACCAGGCUGUUGUGCUGAAGGCCCUGAGGUUGGCACCUGAGGGGCGGCUGCGCAGGGAUGGGCUUCGGGCCCUCAGCUCGCUGCUCGUUCAUGGGAACAACAAGGUCAUGGCUGCUGUCAGUACCCAGCUCCGGAGCCUGUCGCUGGGCCCUGCCUUCCGGAAGAGGGCCCUCCUGUGCUUCCUGGACCAGCUGGAGGAUGAGGAUGAACAGACCCGAGUGGCUGGCUGCCUGGCCCUCGGCUGCAUCAAGGCUCCUGAGGGCAUCGAGCCCUUGGUGUUCCUGUGCCAGACAGACACAGCAGCCGUGAGGGAAGCUGCCCGGCAGAGCCUGCAGCAGUGCGGGGAAGAAGGUCAGUCUGCCCAUCGACGGCUGGAGGAGUCACUGGAUGCCCUGCCCCGCAUCUUUGGACCUGGCAGCAUGGCCAGCACAGCAUUCUAAACUCCGUCCACCGGCUCCCAGGGCCCCUUCCCCUACUUUCAGGGCUUACCAGGCACUGGCAGGGAGGGUGAGGGCUGGCUCGAUACCCCUCCCCCACAGAUUCCUAUCAAUGUAAAGUCUAAUAUAUUCUUCUGUUGCCCCUGGGGUUGGUAGAGUCGGUGCCUGCAGUCAAGUGCCUCCCAGCCUCAGCAUGGCACGUCCCAGCCACAGACAGUGUCCGGGGCCUGGCACCCUGCCCCUGCCCCGCCACAUCCCAUGGUUUUGUAUUUUAUUUACAGAGUUUUACAGAAAAUAAACAGAUUGCCUUUCCUA
Oryctolagus cuniculus (rabbit) is the source of this 7274-nucleotide messenger RNA. RefSeq names its product RHO family interacting cell polarization regulator 1 (gene RIPOR1). The record is from RefSeq and is a predicted model, not a curated record. Lineage: Eukaryota; Metazoa; Chordata; Mammalia; Lagomorpha; Leporidae. Gene Ontology annotation, cellular component: cytoplasm.